AUGGAUGCUCUCCGCCAGUUAGGGGAGAAUGCAGCUGGUGCUCUGAUGUAUGGUCCUCAUCCCCAACCUCCACCCCCUAAAUGGAGUUUGGAAGAUUGCUUGAAGCACCAACCUGCCAAGUUUGAUGGCAAGGCGAGUCCUGACCAGGCAGACCAGUGGAUGAAGGAUAUGGAGCACAUCUUUGAUGCCAAAAGAUGCCCCAAUGAGAGCAGGCUUGCUUUCAUUAUCUACAUGCUCACAGGAGAGGUUGAGCAUUGGUGGGCCAACAUGAGGCUGGUUAUGGAAGAAAGGCAUGAGGAGAUCCCAUGGGAGGCCUUAAAGAGGAGGUUUCUUUCAGAAUACUUCCCAGACAGCGUUAGAUACGCAAAGGAGGUGGAGUUCCCCCAGCUGACACAAGGGGGCAAGUCAGUGGCCGAGUACGCCGAGAGGUUCAAGCAUCUGGGGCAUUUCUACACCAUGCCGCUCGAUGAGGAGUGGCGUUGCAGGAAGUUUGAGAAUGGUCUAAGAGGAGACAUUCGCUUGAUAGUAGCCCCACUUUCCAUCAAGGACUUUGCGGCCUUGGUGGAAAAAGCCAGAGUCAUAGAGCAAAUGAAGGUAGAGGUAGAAGCCCAGCAGAAGCCGUAUGAUAGGCCUCAUCCACAGCCUCAGGGGUCUAUAGGCUUUUCUUCCCCGCCCAACAGGAUCCAGUGCCAUCAUUGCGGAGGACCGGAUGUGAAGAGUUUUUGCCUGUAG
Molecule: messenger RNA, 732 nt
Organism: Vigna unguiculata (cowpea)
Lineage: Eukaryota; Viridiplantae; Streptophyta; Magnoliopsida; Fabales; Fabaceae
Source: RefSeq, a predicted model, not a curated record